AUGAUUGUUAACACUAUUCGAUUUGUCAUAUUUCUUCAACUAACGGCAGCCAUAUCGUUUACAUCCAAGGAAAAAAGUCAUAAAGAUCAUAAAGAUAUCAAUGAUAAUGUUUUAAAGAUGUUUUUACCAGCUAUAAAAUACACCACUUCACAUGAAACUAAGGAUACCUACUGUGCAAUAUUGAACACCACUUUCAACAACAAUAAUGAAGACCUUGUUUUGACAUUUAACGUUCAAGAUAAGAAACAAGAUGCUUAUGAUUAUGAGAGGUUUGGUCAAAGUAGUGAGAUGAGAGGUAAACAGGUAGUUGAUUUUUUCGUUUCUGGUAUUGAAAGUAAAGAUUUAUAUCGGUCAAGAAGAGGAUUAAAGAAUGGUGAAACAAACAUCGUAAUUUCACCUAAUCAUGAAAAUUUAUUUAAAUUAUGUUUCCAUAAUUUUGUUUUUGAUGGUUCUUGGAAUUCUAUAGAUAUUGAUAAAUACGUGACAGUAGUUGUAUCAAAAGUUGAUCAACGUGAAAAUGAUGUAGCAUCGUAUAUAUAUACCGCUUUCCAACCUGACACUCAGGAAAGAAUGAUGGAUAUUAUCGUUGAAUUAGAUGAAAUUACUGGGAGUCAAGGCAAUAAACAAAUGCUACAAAUAGAGGAGUUCAUAAGGAAUAAAAAUGAGAACACAUUUGAUAAACUGCUUUAUGAAAUGGUUUCAUAUACAUUUGUUGUGAUAAUAUCUAGUAUAGUACAAGUAUGGUAUAUAAAAAGAAAGGUGUUCAAGUAA
Messenger RNA from Maudiozyma barnettii, 771 nucleotides. It is a transcript of the gene RRT6, whose product is annotated as Rrt6p. NCBI's taxonomy places the organism in Eukaryota, Fungi, Ascomycota, Saccharomycetes, Saccharomycetales, Saccharomycetaceae. Bases 1 to 771 code for a protein of 256 amino acids. The transcript has a single exon. The record is from RefSeq and is a predicted model, not a curated record.